Messenger RNA from Bactrocera dorsalis (oriental fruit fly), 7903 nucleotides. RefSeq lists its product as uncharacterized. The transcript is spliced from 9 exons. NCBI's taxonomy places the organism in Eukaryota, Metazoa, Arthropoda, Insecta, Diptera, Tephritidae. The record is from RefSeq and is a predicted model, not a curated record. The coding region runs from base 305 to 7474 and encodes 2389 amino acids.
ACUUUUGAGUUGUAUUUAAUAGUUAUAAUUAAUUUAAAACACAUAUUUGUAUAUUGUUGAAUAUUUUCGUGUGUAUAAAUAUUAUUAAGAGAAAUAUAAAUCAUAUAAUAUCCAUACCAACAGAAUACUAAUGAAUUCAUAACUUGUUGACUCCUUUGAAAAUCUUUAUCUUUAUUACAUAUUACAAUAGUUGGCAACGCUUACAUUUUGACAUUACUGCAGAUCGUCAACACGGAAUUUUUGUUAAUUUUAUAUUUUGUGCCGCCAUUCUUAUCCCAUUUGAAAUUUGUUUAAUAUCGAAAUUAUGAAAAAUAUUAAGAAAGCGAGUUGUAACAAUCAAAGUAUAAAACGAUUUUUGUCGCCACAGCCUUCAAACAUUCCUUGUAAACGGCAAUGUAAACAAAUGGAUAUGGAAAAUAAAUGCAAUACUAAAAAAGGCAGAGACAUCUGCAUCUUUUCAAGCAAUCCAGUUAAACAACCAGAUGAAAUAGAAAAGAGAAAAAAUAAUUUGCAACUUGCGGCCGGUAAAGAACAGGAUUUAAAUACUAACAAUAAUGCAGUAAAUAAGUUCGACUGGAACAGUUUUGUGCGAGAUCCUGGCGAAUUACAGGAGAGCCGAUAUCCAGUAACCCUUAACACUUUCAAAAGUAUGACCCAUUCUUUGAGUAUCGUCAAUUGCAUACUCGAGGAUAUCAAAAUUGCAACAAGUCUGGACUUUAUAAACGAUGAACUAAUGAAAGAGCGUGUUUUAAAAAACUUCUUUAUUCAAUUCUAUGAAAAUCCACAAAUUCGCAAUAUAUAUAAGCUGGAAACAAAACCAUGUCCAACAUUUUUAAAAAAGAAAAUAAUGCAGAUACCAACAUUGGAAAUUAUUGAAGUCAAAGAUAGUACUACUACUGCUGCUACAGUAGCAACUGCAAAUAUUGCGCCUGUUGAGGCCAUUAGCAAAUCACCAGAAUUGAGGGUACCUGUAGAACAAUCACUCAAAACCGCUCCAGAUCAAGUAAGCAAACCAGCAGAGCUAGAGCGUGUUGAAGCACAAUCAUCCAAGUCGCAAGAAAACGAAAUACCGACACAACAGAUCAAUGCCAAGUCUAACAUAGCACUAAUAUCGAAAAAUAUGUUGCUUAUGGAUGAGACAUUUUUACGCCGACAUGUGAGUCGCAACACUCAACAAAUUGAAAAACUCGAUAUUAUUUUAGAGCGUAUAUAUGCCGAAUUGCUGCCACGAAAACAAUCGGCGCAAACUAAAGAAGUAAAGCCAAAGCCAACAAUAGUGCACGAAAUAUCAGAUGAAGUUUGCAUCGACAUUAGCAAUAGUCCUGUAGAGGCAUCAGCUGUAAUAGCUGAGGGACAGCGUAUAGAGCAAGCUAAGCAAUUAUUUUUUACAGAGUACACAAAGAAAAAUACGUUAGCUUAUGCUUUGCGUUUUCAUAACGGCCUUAAGCGGCGUAUAAUAUCGGCAAUACUCGAAAUGUCAAUUGAUGAAUUCGAAAAAUAUACAAAAAUUCAUGAUGUGCCAGAAAUGUAUGAUGAUCCCAAAUUACUACACGAUUGUUACAAUUAUGCGAUCAAAGCACCUCAAAUUUGGCCUGUCAAUCUGUAUAUGCAGUUGUGUGAUAUAUUCGAAUACCUCCAAACAAAAGGUGUUAGUGUUGACAAUUUAGAAGAUAUUUCACCAAUGCUGCUGCAUUGGACUGAACUAGCUGUGAUAACGAAUUUUGAUGAAAUUGUGCAAUGGAAUUUUUACCGUUGUAAAGGUGAAAAAUUUCAACAAUUCACGGAAUUAGAAGUGUAUCGAAAAAAGUUUUAUGAGAAAUGUUGGAUGCACAACACUUGGUUGCGAGAAGUGCCGAAGCUGCAUGUUGAGGUGCAAAAAAAGUUUACAACGGGAAUGGAAGUUGUUGAAAAAGAUAAUGUAAGCGAAGUAGCAGCUCCUAAUGAGGUACCCACUCGUGUAAAUCCUGCAAAUACAACAGAGCACACAGAAACCGCUACAAAAGAUGAUUCUGCAAAUGCUAUGAAUGUAGAUUGCGCUGAGCAAAGUUGUGAAGCGCACACGAAUAAUACUAUAAGUGUGCCUACUAAUAUAGCAAAUGCUGCGCAUGCGCAAGCUGCUAGUGCUGGUCACUUAGCGGAGACUAAUGAAGCAAUAUUGUCAGAUAAUCCUAACGCAGCAAGUUCAGUUGAACAAGCAAUAACUUUAAAAGAAAACCAAAAUACUUUGCCGGAAGCAACUGUAAAUGUACAGACAACAACAACAACAGCAACAGCCGUGGUGGAAAUAAUUACGAACUCAAAUGAAAAGGCUGGGACAAAUAAUCUAGAAACAGAAGCACAACAACGCAUACAGGCAGCGCAGAAGUUGUACUUUUAUGAAGUAGAGAAAUCAUAUACUCUACCAUAUCUACUACGCCUACAUAACGGUUUGAAGCGACGCAUACUACACGCCAUUCUAAAUAUGACCUACACAGAAUUCAAAGAAUACACACACAUACACAAAGCAGCAGAAAUUUACGAAAAUAACGAGCUUUUACAGCAUUGCUACGACUUUGUGGUGCGAAAGCCGCAAGUAUGGCCCGUUAAUCUCUAUAUGCGUUUGGUGGAUCUUUAUAAAUUUCUGAAAAUCAAAGGCCUCACACUGACAGCAGCUGAUCUAACGCAUGUCUCACCGAAACUUUUACAUUGGCACGAUCUAAUUGAGACUACUAAUUACGAUUACCUACUAUUUUGGGACUAUUACCGACGUAGUGGUAAAAAGAUGCCUAAAAAUAAAACUCGUCUGAAUACAUAUCGUCAAAAGUUUUAUGAAAAAUGUUGGCUUUAUGACAGUUGGAUAUGGCAUACACCCAGAAUUUGCGAAAAUGUACUCACUGCUGACUUUGUGCCGUUUGCAGCAGCAGAAGAUAAAGAGAAUGCCAACUUUGAAAUAGCAGUUAUGACACAUGCACUGGAGGAGCGGGAUGAGGAAACGACAGAAACAGAAGAAGGAAACAAGACAACGAAAGAAGACGAAGAGAUAACUGACGCAACAAUUGAACCAUCGCCUGUGCAAGCGAUUGCGGUUGAAAAUGUAGUGCCGCACAAGAAUGCCACAGGAAGCGUUAGUACAGUUGAUGCGGAAAUACAAACAUCACAACAUUUACUACUCGCCGCAUGUGCCAACUCGUCAACAGUUACGCGUGAGACAGAAGUACCAGCAGAAAAUCCCAACCCACUUAUGAUGCUUUGCAAAGCUAUUAAAAAAGAGAAGCUCUCACCACUCGAUAAAUUGCAGUUCAAUCUAACGAAAGAUGAGGAGAAUUACGAAUGUGUGCCAGUACCGGAUGAUAUAGUCGAUCUAGAGGGUUCAAUAUCAGCAAACGAAUCACAGGAAGAGUUAUUGCUGCCACUUUCGAAUUCUGAAAGUUUGGGGACACAUGACAACAAUUUGUUGUUGUCACUUGAUUCUACAGAAGAUAAAGUUGCGGAGCUUACUGCCCAAUGCACAGAGAAUAUGGAACCUGAAAGCAUAAUGGAACAACAGCCAAGUCUCGAAUUGAAUAAUGAUCAAACGCAAUUGAUGCCCGAGUGCAUAGUGGAAAUGGAAGUUGAAGUUCAAACAACAACAACAACAACACAGCAACCACUAGUUUCUCCAGUAACAGAGAGUAACGAAACGCCUCUAGAGCAGCCACAAAUUGAAACGCAAACAAAAACGCAUUCAGCACCCAAAACAGACGAAAUAUGCCCGCUACAAGAACAACAGCAACAAGAAGCGCAUAUUGUUGUACAACGAGCGUUAACAGGCGAGCAAGUGCACGUUCCCGGAUUUAUUUCACGCGAAGUGAAGGAAGAGCUGCUGCAGGAAGUACAAGAAACAGCCCAUAAUUGCACUGAACAACACAAACAAAAACAACAAACGACGAAGCAACUAAAAAGUACAGGAACAGAAGUUGCCACAGCACUAACAAGAAUAAUUGAGGCACAUAAGUUGGCGCAGCAACAAAAGCAACAACAUUGUAGCAAAAAAAAUGCGCAGACGACAGUGGAAACCCAAGCAAAACAACAACAACAACAAACACUUGAAAAAUCCGCAGUGCUGGAAAAGCAACAACAUUCACAGCAACAACGACAUUCACAACGACUGCAAAAACAUUCACAAUCACAGCAACAACCAUUACAAAAACAGCAACAACAACAAACACUAGAAAAAUCCGCAGUGCUGGAAAAGCAACAACAUUCACAGCUACAACGACAUUCAGAACGACUACAAAAACAUUCACAAUCACAGCUACAACCAUUGCAAAAACAACAACAAUCUCAACACCCGACAACAGCAACUGAACAUCAGCAAAAACAAAAACAGCAGCAACAAGCUUUUUCUAUUAAAAUACCUUUAUCAAAAUCACAGCAACAACGUAAAAAGCAACAACAGCAAAUACCAGCUCUAAAACAGGCAAAGGAAAAGGAGCCAGCGGCAAUAGUGCAACAGACCGUACAACAAAAACAACAACAACAGCAACAACCACAAAAAACUGCGUCAAAAGCGCCACAAGCAAUACAACAGCAAGAAACUGUGACAAAAGUGCCGCAGAUAAUACAACAACAACACGAUGCCUCUACAACAAUCGCCGAAGGUAACAACACACAAAAAAAACUAAAAUCAACACCGUUGUCACAAAAACAACAACCAUCAAAUGAACAGCGUACAACUCGACAACAAACAUCGAUACAACAACAGCAAACACGGCUACAAGAACAACAAACACCGCUACAACAACAGAAAACACCGCUACAACAACAACAACAAACAUCGAUACAACAACAACAAACAUCGAUACAACAACAGCAAACACGGCUACAACAACAACAAACAUCGAUACAACAGCAACAAACACCGCUACAACAACAACAAGGAGCGCUACCAACCGUAGUUAUACCAAUGUCAAUGCUACAACAACAAAACGAAUUCGCAGUUGAAGACCAGGCGUCACAAACGCAACAACAACAAAUAAGAAAAUCGCUGAUAACUCAAAAAACCCAAAUUAUCGCAAAACCAAAGGUGCUACACACUGUAAAACAGUUAGAGCAAUUAGCCAAGCCGAGUCAAGCACUCCACACAAAAACUCAUGUACAGCAAGAAUUACAGGAACAAGAAUUGGAUAUUGAAAAGCAAAUGGAAGAGUUGCACCAAGAUCACCAAUUAGUGCCUCAGAAUGUUGCAAAAACAGUCGUUGCGCAAAUUCAAUCAGAGCUGCAACAGUCGCCACAACAACUAACUCAGACCGCGCUACCGUGCCUGUUAGUAAAACAACAACAACACGCAAUAAAUAACCAAAACCAAAAUGAACUAGCUGAAAAUCCACAAAUGAUUGAGUCAAUGAAACAAAAUCAGCCAAUACAACAACAAACAACAGUAGAAACUCUAAAUGCCAGCAAACCGUCAGAACUCGAGUUCCUGUCACAACAAUUGCAGCAACAAUUCAAUCAACCACAAUUAAUACUACAACGCACAAGCACUCAGAUACAAGAGCAGGUAAUACUGCGACCCACCGUCACACUCUCACAAGACUCACCAAUCAAUCUGCCUCCAUUUGUGCAAUUGGCCAGUAAACAAACAACCAACGCAACAAAAAAGAAAACUGUUGCAACGAAAACAAAGACAACAACACGCAAAGCCGCAAAGCUAAGCGAUUAUGUGCCACAACUCACGCACGUUUUCCAACCGCUACCUGUUGCUUUGAACACCAAGAAAGCACCUACACUUGAACCGACAACCACCGUCGACCUGCCACCGUCCAACACAAACGUUGCAACAACAAGUCACCAGCAAUUAACACCAGCCGUAGAAGAGCAAUUUAUUAACGCUAGCAAUACAAGCUUAUCACCACCAAAUGCAAAUGCCAUGCUAUUGACGUUGCCCGCAACCGUGAACGCGACCAGCACCAGGGCGUCCAAUGCGUCGUAUGUGUAUACGCUGAGUGGCGAUAGCAGCUUGUUCAAUAGUUCGGAACUCUUGAAGGCGCUGGAAAAUUAUCAACUACAACAUAGUCAACAACAACAACAACUGACGCAGUCAGGGCAAUCGUUGCAACAACAACAACUGACGCAGUCAGAGCAAUCGGUGCAACAACAAGUGCAGCAGGAGCAAGGAGUUGAAUUCAAUUACAAUCAGUUGCAGGUUACGCAGCAACAACAACCACAUUAUCAGGCAGCCAUUCAAAUGUCACAACCAUUGGCGAUUGUAGGGAGCGUCAAACAGCAACAGGAGCAAGAACAGCAACAAAACGAAGAGGAAAUACAACAAAAGUUGCAACAACACCUUCUACAACAACAACAGGAACAGUUACAACAACAACUUUUACUACAACAACAGCAACCACAAUCACAACACACAUUGUUGCUACAACAACAGCAGCAACAGGAACAGCAACAGCUGAUACUACAACAACUUUUACAACAACAACAAUUAAACCUGCAACAACAUAACCAAGCAGCCAUACAAAUACAACAACCUUUGUUGUUGUUGGAUCACGCGGAGCAGCAACAGCAGUUACAACAACAGCAAUCAUAUCAGCUAUUAUUACAACGACCACAACGACACCAUCCACCGCAACCAACAAUAUAUCAGUUAGUGGAUGUCAACCAGGCGCCGCACACCGCCGCCAUCCUCGCCGGUGAACAAGUUCAACAGUAUUUGCAGUUAUCACAAACACCUUAUUUCACGCAACUUGAAGUACAAGAAGAGUCUGCCACACAAGCGCAGCAAUCCACCACAGUCGAUACCGUUAACGUUACCGCACACUUACCGCGUACGAUCACAAACGAACUGUUGCAGGUAAAUGUUUGGUUCGAACACAAUUAUGCCAUGGCACCCCUACUAUCACCCGCACUACACUUAACAUCAUUGCCUUCACCGAAAGGUGUCUGUCGAAUGCGUUCCCGUCCGCUGCCUAAACCAUUCUUCUACCGACGCUUAGAGAAAAUAGACUACUUUCGCGAGUUGACGGCGCUCAAUAUUGCCGAAUAUCAGCUGCAGUGUACCAGUUUGGGCAAAUCAUAUUUGCAAGCGCAGAUUCGCACCACACACCUGCGUACGGUAGUGAGUGGCGAUAUAUUGGCGGCAUUGUUGCCUCGCUGUGCGCCAGAUUUACUGAAACAUUUGCAAUUGGUGCUGCAAUAUCUUGGCGAAUUUCACUUUAAUACCUGGGAACAGCGCCAACAACGAAAAGUAAUUUUGAAAUGCUCGCAACGCACGUUGCACACCCUGUGCGCGCAUAUACUGUUAUUAUUUUUCCAAUACUCAUCGCCUUUCCAAACUAAAUGUUUGGAUAUGGCAACAAGCUGGUGGCAAUUUGAGCAGCGUGACUGCUUGGGCGUUGAAACAGCGCGUGCGUCCACUGAGCGGACAGAUAAUAUGCUCGAGGAUUUGAGUUUGGCUAUUGAUCCGUGUAUACUAGCGGAGAUGGCGGCGCUUAAGCGCAAUUUAUGACAGUUACAAGGCAAUUUUAGGAUGUGUAGCGGCAUAAUAUUAAGCAUUAAUAUUAAGUUUAUUUUGUUGUAUAACGCUAAAGGUCACAUAGGUAUAUACAUACAUUGUAUGUAACAUGUUGCUUUAAUUAUAUAAAUCACACAUAUUUCACACUCAAUAGUCUGGUAGUCAGUAAUGUUAUUAUUACUUCAACAGUCAAAAACAGUUUUUCAAAACAUUUUUUAAACCAUUUAUUCAAGACAAUUUUUUUGGAAAAAAUUUCUGAACCCACUUUUUCAAAACGGUUUGUUUUCAAAACAGUGUUUUCAAAACAGUUUUUUCAAAACAGUGUUUUCAAAACAGUUUUUUCAAAACAGUGUUUUCAAAACAGUUUUUUCAAAACAGUUUUUUCAAAACAGUGUUUUCAAAACAGUUUUUUCAAAACAGUGU